CCACCACCACCCCUCAAAGUACUCGAUGUAUAGUUAAAAAAUGGGAGGGCACACUUGAACCGAGCUGCUCUAUGAAGGUAGGCUGCAGCGUGUGUUUAUUGAUGAGAUGAAAAGAAGAUGGAAGUGAGAAAUGAAACAAAGUAAAGGAACAUAUUAAAAAAAACUAUACGCGCUUCGUCGGGGGAAAACAAGGGGAGCCGUGGAAACGCUGUCGCCACUUUUUGAACGUGCUUCGAAGUGCAGAGCAACACAUGAUUUGGACAGAGAGGACUGACAGCCUUGCCUAGCACCCGGCCUCUGAUCAGCCAUCUCCACCAGCAAACUGAAGCUUGACCCGCACUUCAUCACCAGCCACACAAGCAUCUUCGUAACAAAACGUCAUCUGACUGUGACAUCAGUUGCAAGGGGAUGACCGAGCGCAUUCAUAACAUCAAUCUUCACAACUUCAGCAAUUCUGUACUUGAGACCCUCAAUGAGCAGCGCAACCGUGGGCACUUCUGUGACGUGACUGUUCGGAUCCAUGGAAGUAUGCUGCGAGCUCACCGGUGCGUGCUGGCUGCUGGAAGCCCCUUCUUUCAGGACAAGCUGCUCUUGGGCUACAGCGACAUUGAGAUCCCUUCUGUGGUCUCAGUGCAAUCCAUCCAAAAGCUGAUUGACUUUAUGUACAGUGGGAUUCUGCGGGUAUCUCAAUCAGAGGCCCUGCAGAUCCUUACUGCUGCCAGCAUCCUACAGAUCAAGACCGUCAUUGAUGAGUGUACCCGCAUCGUGUCCCAGAAUGUGGGCUUGGCUGGGCCAGGGGGAUUCCCUGUUAUACCAGGAGAUUCUGGUCAGGAAACACCCCGUGGCACUCCUGAGUCUGGCACCUCUGGGCCCAGCAGCGACGCAGAGUCAGGUUAUAUGCAAGCAACAUCACAGCAAAGCAUGGAUCGUGCAUACACAUCACUGUACACCUACCCUGGCCUGAACGGCAACCGCGAGCGCCCCCUUUACAUUAACCCUCUGUCGGCAAAUUACGAUUCAACUCUCAGCACUCAGAAGGACCAGCAAUCUCAAGAUCCGCCCUGGAUAAACCGAAUCCAGGAGAGAUCUCAGCAGGUCGAUCGCUUCAUCUCCACAGCAGAGUCCACUCACUGCCGCAAGCAACCCCGACCGGUACGCAUACAAACAGGAGGGAUGCACAUAAAGCAGGAGGCUGAAGAUGAGUACAGCUGCUACGAUAAUUUAGGGGACUGCCAAGAUGACACUGACCAUACAGAGGGUGUAGAGAGUGAAUCCAAGGUUGAAAGUUUUGACUCAGGGGUGAGCUCCUCCAUCAGCACUGAGCCAGAUGCUAUGGAACAGCAGCCGUACCUGACGGGCUUUGGCCAAGACGGGAGCAGGGAAGGGCAGCAAGGUGAAGGAGCUCCAGUGCAGAUAGAGGUCAAUGACUCGUCCCCAGAGCAAGUGCAAGAGACAGAGGACGGGGACACAUCCCACAGCACUAGUGACAGUAGCAUGAUGCAGCCCCUGCCAAACUCAGUCAUGUCCCAGUCCCUGCCAAGUGCCCCGCACUACAUGCGCCAGGCAGAAUCACACACCAGCAAUCUGAGGAUGCCGCUCACCGUGACCAGCAAUUCCCAAGUGAUGGGCACUGCUGGAAGCACCUUCCUGCCCACACUCUUUCCUACACAGCCGGCUAGAGACAACAAGCCUUUCCUUUACCUUCCUGGCCAGCAGCAACCACAGUUUGUGGCAGUGCCGCCCCCUGCAAUGCCAUCAUUCCCGAACCCCAUGUCGGUACCACAAGCGCCAGCUCAGCAGCAACAGCCUGCAGGAGGAAUUGGUCAGGGGGAAAAGAAGCCCUAUGAAUGCACUCUCUGCAGUAAAACCUUUACUGCAAAACAGAACUACGUCAAACACAUGUUUGUCCAUACUGGUGAGAAGCCUCAUCAGUGCAGCAUCUGCUGGCGCUCGUUCUCCCUGAAGGAUUACUUAAUCAAACACAUGGUGACACACACAGGGGUGCGGGCCUACCAGUGCAGCAUCUGCAACAAGCGUUUCACCCAGAAGAGCUCUCUCAAUGUCCACAUGCGGCUGCACCGUGGAGAGAAGUCCUAUGAGUGCUACAUCUGCAAGAAGAAGUUCUCUCACAAGACCCUGCUGGAGAGGCACAUGGCCCUGCACAGCACAGGCAGCGCCAUCACAGGGCUGUCAGGGAGCGCAGGUACCCCGGGCCCCGUCUCCAUUCCCAUUCCUAUGGCUGUCCCUGAGCCUGGAGCUGGAGUGGUGGCCCUCGCCAUGCCAGUGAGUGGAGGUGCUGGAGUAGGGGCUGGGGUUGGAACAGGAGUGGGUGUAGCUGCAGAAGCGAGCUGCCAAGAAGGGACCACCUACGUGUGCUCCGUCUGCCCUGCCAAGUUCGACCAAAUGGAGCACUUCAAUGACCACAUGCGAAUGCAUGUCUCCGAUGGAUAAGUACAAAUAGAUAAACUUCUUUCAAAAAGAAUGACAAAUAAAAUGGCACUAGAUUUUCCUUUUCUUAUUUUGAGGUAUGAAGAGUAAUGAGUAUAGACACUGGCACAUUAAGUUUCCCAAAAAAAAAAAAAGAUUUUUUUUUCUGUUAUUCUAAAAGAAAAAAAAGAUGGUGGCCUUAAGGCUUAGUAGUUUGAUAUUGAUCUACUGGAUGGAUCCUAACUACAGGCCUCUAAAUGUAUGCUUUCCUAAAAUACUGAUUUAUGUGUUGAACACUACCGAAAGGCCUACGAAAGAAACACAUACACACAAACACACCUUUAGUGUAGAUAUGUCUGAAUGAAUAUACAUGUGCAUUUAUGUUUGGGCGUUUGGUCUGUGUAUUUGCAUGUGUCUGUCUGUCUGUCUGUCUGUGUGUGUAUGUGUGUGUGUGUGAGUCCGUGUGUGUGAGUGUGUGUCUGUGUGUGUGUGUGUGUGUGUGUGUGUGUGUGUGUGUGUGUGUGUGUGUGUGUGUGUGUGUGUGUACAUUGCCAUGAAACAAAUCAUGGCAGUUGUGAACCCAUACUGACCAGUUUGGAAACUAUAGAUGUCCAAGCUUACUGUGGUAUAAUUUACAACAACAAUAACAAAAGAAUCAUCUGGGGUUGGGCUACAUAUUCCCUCUAAGAAUACUGAUGGUCACAAGAUUGCCUUCUUAUGUAAAAUAAAAAAGGAGAGUAGUUAAUUUGACACUGGGUUUUAUUUAUUCCUAUGGUAUUAAGGGAUUAUAAUGCAGCUGUUGUCAAGGUACCAAUUUCAAUCAUUUUACUGAAAUGUAAUUUGCUGUCGAUGGUGACAGGGACAAAUAUUUCUCAUAUGUUUUGUAAUCGUUGUCCAUGCAUUUUGAUGGUUUACUAAAUUAAGGUGUGUUGAUGAGACAGUAUUUGAGCAAAAAUAUGUUUCUUUUUUUCUGAAGUUUGGAGUUUAACUCAUUUGCAUACACUGCCACUAAUAUCUUAAAAGACUGUUAAGGCUAGUAGACCUCUUCCAUUUCAAAACAUAAGAAAAAAAGAAAGAUUCUUUUGCUGAGGGUUUUUUUUUAGCCUUUUACAUUGACAGUUAUGGCAGGCUGGAAUAUGCGACUAAACUCUCUCCUUCGUAACUGCUGCUCCUCAACUUGCACCUGACUGUUAUGGGAUGUAGAUUUAAAAAAAGGAUUUGUCACUUAAACUAUUGUUAUUAUUAAGUAGCCUACAUGGUUUUAAUUUGAUAAUUGAAUUAUAAUACUGGGGGGUUUAGGCAAGUUGUUGAUUGGAAAAGUGUUAAAGAGGGGGAAUUUAAUUUGAAUCAAUCUGAAUUGGAAAUUAAUGCCUAGAACCCCUGUAUAACCUGUUCAUUGCUAUUGCAAAGCUAUUUCAGCAGGUGGAAGCUAAAUGCAUUACCCGUUAUGUGCCGGCUCUCCCCAAAGGCUCAAAUGGCAUUGCAACGUUUUGAAAGGAAAUACAGUAUCAAAACGAAACAAGUAGCUCCAUUGAUUGAUACGACACUGUUUCCUGAUAUACCACAAGUUGCAGACGGACUUUCUAGACAAUAGUAUACAUUCCUAAUUUUUCUAAAAAACCUAGACACAGCAUGUACAGAAUAGAUUUGGAAGCUAGUGUGCACAAGUUGUCAUCCAUGCAUCACAUCACUUAAGGCUCAUUUCUGAUAUUUGAAUUGUUUUGUAUUGCUUUUUAUCCAAAUUAGGACACACACACACACACACAUGCAACUGCCUGCAACUGCAAUCUGAAGGAUUUGCUCAUUUAUGUGAGCAAACACUUUCGUAGUUGUAUUGUUAAAAGAAUAACUAACUGCAUACAGCGGUCUUUAAAAGACCUGCUGUACAUUCAAAAAAACAAAGUGCUACUUUGCACAUUUUCUUAAAAUGCCUGUGCUUAAUAUUUAAUCAUUUUCCUUAAAUGAACUUCUAUGAUUUUCUUUUAUUCAAUUUCAAAGGAAAAAAACAUUUUUUUAAAUCUUGAUAAGUGGACUGCAUUAUUUUCUUGCAUAUAUGUUGCACUGCUUAAACCAAUAAGUGCACUACUGUUAACAGAGAUAUUAUAGUUUUAGAAAAGAGGAUUUUUUUUAAUCUAACAUUUGGUUGUAGAGUUCACAUGUAAUAGAAUAGCUUUGUUUCAAUUUAUUCAUUAAGUAAUUCAGCGGUUCUUGGCUUUUGUUAUUGCUUGCAGUUACCUACAGUAUAUACCCGUGCCGUGUUAAUGCAAGCAUUUAUUUUUAUUUAAAUCUGUACCAUUAUAUGUGCUCAUCUAUGUUUUAACCUUUGAAUUCAUUCUUUUAUGGAGUCAGUUCCCUAUAACAGUUCUUUCAGUUGCAUUUCUUUAGACGCAGAACAGAAUUUUCCUAUGAGAACAUCCAAGCCAAACAACUUUUAACAGUGAAACAACAGUAAUAAUAGACACAGCUCCCGUCCAACUCCGUUGGCGGAGGUAAUAAUAAUAACUAUUAUUAUAUUAUUAAUAAUAAUACAUUUAUAAUGUGUGUGUGUGUGUAACAUAAAUGAUAUGUGUGUCCUAGAACAACUUUCUGUGGGUUUAAAGGUGUGCGGAGGUGAUGGAAUGCAGCUUCUUUGAUAUCUGUCUGUCAGUUGUACACAGUUGUGUCUCUUCCUUAGUGUUUGUAUGUCUGUGAGUGUCUGUGUGUGGUAUAUAGCCUAAUCAAACUGUUGAUAAGUGGAAUAUCUGAACUGUAGGGCUUCCUUUGCAAUAUGCAGCACAGGUACUAUGAGAAGCAGCUCUCCAAACCUUUUGGGCUAAUACGGCACCUGUAACAUUUGUUGUGAGAUUUGACGAAAGCCUAGGUCAAGUACUGUUGACUUUCUUGUUUGGAGAAGUUAUGUCAAGCAUUUUGAUGCUAAAUUUCAGAUAAUUGCUACUAGAUUUCAGAUCCCUGUGGAGUCAGUUUGAAGUGAAGUUGAGUGAUGAACACGUGAGACCUGUAUUCUGGUUUCUCCUCAACUGAAGAAAAAAAAACCAACAAAAAAAAUAUUGACCACGCAUGAGAAACACACUGAAAAAGCACGAGGUUAGUCCUCAGUAAAAGUAGCACAUUAUUAAACAUUUGAUUGGGCCCAUCUCCUAUGGUGUGCAUAUAAGCCUAAAUUGUGUGGUUCCUGUUUGUAGCUGUUGUUGCCAGGAUGGCAAUAUUGCUGCAUGCUAGUGCUAUAUUUGUCUCCACACAGCACGUGGAGGGUAAUCUCAUGCCUUAACAGACAAUGCACUAAAUAGAAUAUGUAAGCAACUGCCGAGAUCUCUUUCCAACAGUAUUGCCACAUGUAUGGCACACAGCUCAUGAUGAUGGUGUUUGCUGUUUGUUCAGUACCAAGUUAAUCACUGCCAAACUAACAUCAUCACUUCCUUGAAAGCAAAGGCAGAGACAUUAAUUGAAUUGUUUCGGUGUAAUGUAUGUAUUCAGUAAUUAGCAUUCCUUCAUGGCACCUAAAUUUUACAUAUUUUGUGUAAACACAUAUAUCAAAUGCACUAUUGACUGUAGCUAGAUGAGUACAACCAGCUUUGUGGUAUCAUUGGUCUAAAUAGUAGGUUAAGUAGCUCGAUGUUGGUUUUUGAAAUAUUUGAUUUCAGAAUUACACUAUCAAUUGUUUCUCUAUCAUUUUCUUUUUUUUUUCUUUUUUUUUUUUUUGGAAUAACAAAAGUAGCCAAUCUCAACGUUAUCUGGAUGAGGGCUAAUAACUCGUCCCAUCGUCAGUUGACUUAUUGUAUCAUAAGGUGUUUAAUAGCAGACCAGGCUCGGAAGGGGAUGAACCUUCUCUCCAGUGUGUCAUAACGUGCUAUAGCAUACCCAGGCUUUUUCCCUCCCCUGUUGCAUUAGCAUCACAUGCGCUUCACUGUCCAUAGUUAUAUAUUCCUUAUACUGCUUCAGCUACUUGUGGUGGUGCUUAAUUCUCUUUUCUCAGUGUUGCAAAGAGUCGGUUAAAAAUUGUUGAAAAGUUGCAACAUUAUCCAGGAAUAAGUCCUUAUCUCAAUCGUGCUUCUUCUAGUUGUUAGUUUAAAAAAAAAAAAAAAAGUCUAGACUUUAUGUUUGCAAAGUGUACGCAUAUUUUCCAGAACAAAACAUAUUGAAACGUAGAAAAUAGCCUUGAGCCUGCAGCUGUUUGUAUUGUGUUUCAAAUAUAUUACUGUUCAUGUUUUGUUUAUCUUAGUGUAGAGACACAGGGUCUACAGUACAUUGUUGUCCUUCUUGCAGUAUGUUUAAUUCAUCGUUAUACUUCUUUAUUUCAGACUUCCUCCUGCUUUUUUCUGGUGAUCAUAGUGGUGUUGUUACAUAGCUUCACGCGACUGGAUAAAGGAUAGUCAGUUAUUGAGUCAUAUUUCACAGUGUACUAUAUAUAUAUAUAUAUAUACAUAUAUACUUUGCAUUGAGAUGAAAACAAGGAAAUGGAAGAUAGUAAUGGUGAGGGUCAUGUUGAGUAAGGAACAGGUUCAUUUUAUUCUGAUAAGCAUGUGUCUGUCUUCCUGUUUGUCUUUCAGUCUGUCUCCACACAUUUUAAGUCAGAUUUUGUUUUUGUUCAAGCAUGAAUAAAGUCACAAAGUUAAGAGUAGAAUACAGAAAACUCAUGAAACCAUUCAGAUAAUACUAAAACUGCAUUUUUGUCCUUCUACAGUACACAUAAGAGUGAAAUAGAUAGCUUCUUACAAAUAUACUAUAUAUAUUUAAGUAUCACCAUCUCCACACAGAUAAUAAAUACAUUUUCAGAUAGUUUGAUAAAGACAUAAUUGCAGCUAGAGUAUACAGUACUUUGUGGGAUAUAGGGAAUAUGCCUAUCAAGUGCCUAUCAGUACAUACAGCAACUAUACAGAAUAUUCAUAGUUUUUCUCUCCUACAUUGCACAGAUACAGUAUAUACACAAUGGUCUAUUAAAAAUAUACUAUUUAUACUAUUACUGCUAAAACCUGGUGGUUGUGUGCAUCCUAAGAGAACCCUUUAAAAUACCUGAAAUGUUCUAUACAUAUACAGUAAAGGCUUCAUCUGCAAGUUUUAUUUUUUAUCUCACAUUUAUACAGUUUGGAGGAUUCAAAGAUAUAAAAUGCAAUCACAUUUUCAUGAUUAAAUGAAUAUAAAUAAAUAAGAUAUACGUUUAGUAGGAUUAAGUGGUAAUUGAUCAUUAAAUACAAACUAAAUUGAAUGACCUUUUUUUUUUCUUUCACGUAGCUUUCUCUCGUUGAUAUUGUGGCAUUUUUAUUUUCACUUUUUGCCAUUUGCAAACAAGCCAUAUACCAUACUGUACUGUAUGUCAAGGGGGGAAAGGGCAGUGCCACUUUGUGAACAGCAGAGGGAGCCACACAUCAGAUGGAAGAGCUGAAGUUAACACUGCCUGCCACAAUAACCAAAAUACACAUUAAAUCCUUGGAUAUUUUUGAAUCUUGUUGUGGUAAAUAUUUCCAUCCUUCAGAUUAUAAUUAAAUCUAUAAACAUGGCAGUAGUUACCGCCUCUGACACUUAAAAAAAAAGGGUUUGCAGGAUGUAGGAAGUGGCAUUUGAUUUAAUAGUUGGUUUCAAAGUACACUGUGUGUCCUUUGACCUUGAUGACAGGCCCUUCCACAUGCAAACCCGUGCCCAGUUUCCCCACAAGGAUCAUUAAGGUUUUAUCUUAUCUGACAGCCUUGUUGUUUACGUACAUCUUGAAAUCGUAAAGGGCAAGCAACGAGAGACGAGAAAAAAGAAACUGGUCAUUAAACAUUAGACUAGAUUUUUAUAACCACUACUUGGAGGCAAAAUGAGAUUACAAAUUAAAAGUUUUGGCUACAGAUGAACACACGCAUACAGAACUCAAAGGUAUUUAAGUGGUUCAUUUAACAACAUGAAAACAAAACCAAAAAAAAAAGGAAAUAUGGUGGAAGAAAAACCAUAAAUCAAGUUUCAGGGCUGAGUGGCUGCUAGAUAAAAGAUUUUGGGAUGGCUUAUUAUUCUGUCCCCUGUGGACUAAUUACCACAGUUUUCUCUGUAACCUUCUCCAGCCUAGUUACGGUGCCAAAUUUAGAAAAAAAGACACUUUUUUUUUAAAUUGUACCACUAUUGUUAAAUGAGAUGUGAGAACCAAGCAGGAAUAGGAAAAUUAAAAAAAAAAAAACUAUAAGUAAGAAAUUUCUGUAAAAAUGAACAUAACUUAUAAGCAUCAUACUCAAAGAAAAUGAUUGCCUUUAUUUUGAAUCUUUAAAUCCUCCAUAAUACAUAGUGUUCAAGUAAAUAGGAGAAAACAGCUAUGAUUAACAAAUACACAUUUUGACGGCUUAGUUUCAUAGACAUUUAAUGUUAAAAUGAAGCAUUAAUAAUGUAGGCAAUGUGAUAUAGCUAGUCCCUGUCAUCCAACUGUCACACUGUGACACACACAAACAGCAUCUGUUCAGAUUUUACAGACAAACAUCCAGACACUGUUUCCAUUUUGAGCUUUACACACAUACAGUGAAGCAGCUGUUCAGAUUUUAAAGUACGACACAGCCAAACUAAGCUAUAACAACAUCUAGAUUAUAUUCACUAUGAUGCUUUCUCCAAACAUGCAGUUAUUACACUACCCUGAUGAGGUUUUCAGUAAAACAUCAUCAUCAGGUAACUACCAACUAUCAGUCCAAAUGAAGCAUGCAGUCCUGUCUACACAGCUUUUUCUGUAGGGGAGUACUUUGUUUUUGAUGGAGCACAAACAAUAUUUUGCGUGUCCCUCGAUAACAGUGGUCCGGAAUCUUUUUUUUUUUUUUCAAUCACAAUGAUGAGGAGACUUCAGUGUGAUUUAGCCUCUAAAGACUAAACAUUGAGCCUCUUUGUGUUCUCACUAGCUGUGGUCUUUUUGGCUUAGUCCAGCUCGAUGAGACAAUGAGUGUUAAAGUGUGCAGCAGCGUAACUAAAAACAUGCAUUCCUGUUCAAGUCCAGAACAUUCCAACUCCUAGUCUGGCAUUCAUUUUCCACACUUAACUAACCUAAUAUUGAAGAAGAUUUCCAGCGCUUAAUCGUUUUACAGAUCUGUUGGAUAUUUGAUCAUGUAAUAGCAAACAUUGCCCAUCACAUUAAAGUUUCACAAGAUUUAUAUUUCCCUCAAGUAGUUCCGUUUUUAUUCUUAUUUAUCUCAUCUCUAGUCAAAUUUUGCCAUGAGAUCACAAACCUCAUUAGCUCGGAGCCCAGCUCAUGCUUGUGUGGACUGGUUCUAAAGACAACAUGCACUAUGCUAUCACUCUGUUUCUCUCUUUUAUCGUGCAGAAACAUACAAUACAAAAACAGCAAAAAGAAAAGUCAAGGCUGUUCUUCAGCACGAUGUUGGUCACUGUCUCAGCCAACACGUAGUCUGCUGUAAUGGACAUGCAGACUUAGAAAAUUUAAACAUUUUAGCAGUGUAAUGUUUCUAAGGGGGCUAGUGGCGGUAAUUUGUAAAACAGGGGCCAUGCUUAUCAUUAGGAGUCGAAUGAAAAAAAAAAUGAAAAAAAAAACUGUACGAGACAAUGUUUGUUUUGACAAACCAAAGAAGGGUGAAGAUAAUUUAACUUUUAUGGAGAAACUAACAUUUCUUUUCUAUGUGUGUGGGGUUCCCAUGAUUGGGCAAGAUUGCCACAGUUAUUUUAUGGUUUUCUUUGUUUUUCUUCUCAUGGCAGGGUGCUUGUGAAAAUGCAUCUAUGUUUUGUCACUUGAUCAGUUGUUUAUAGUUUUGUGGUUGUGUUAAUUUGCCUAUUGUAGACCAAAAUAGAUUUUUUUUUUUUUUUAUAAGAAAUGCAACAAAACAUAAAAAUGAAUCUGACACAAUAGCUGUGAUGUAAACUAUCGCAUGUUAAAACAUGUAUAAGAUUGUAAAUGUUGCAUUGUUCCUCUGAAAAAACAUAAUAAUACUCAGUAAUCAUUGGUUAUGUCUUCUAUACACACACAUUUAGCAAAUGAGUGUAGACCUGUUCACCUUCACAUUGGAUUAUAUCUAAAUAGAGUGUAUGACCUUUUUUUGUUGUUGUUGUUAUACAGUUUUCUUCAAAUAUUGGCAGUGUCUAAUAUUUUAAGACUGUCCCUAAAAUACUAAUCUGACAUUGUGACUUAGUACAUUUAGCCAUUUAUACUUGAGAUGGACCAAGAUGUUAAGUUUGCACAUAUUUGUAGGUUGUUUAUUAAGCCAAAAACAAGGAAAGAGAAUAAUCAUACACAACUUCUCAGUCUCAACAAUUCAAGUCAAAUCUAGCUAAGGUGCUCACGAUCUCUGAGUCUUUCAUGUUCACUGAAAAAAAGCAUCACAGCCAGCCAUCACCACAUGAUCAAAAUAAAAAUCAAACCAAACUGUAACCUGUUUGAACAUUUGAACAUCAUAAUGUGGUCCAAAUAUUUAUGAAAGUGAUGAUUUAUUUUUGUAAGAACAACACAUCAUCUUUAAGCAGAAUCUAAACCAUUUGGCACAAAAAAAAAAAAGACAAUAUUUUAUUACUGUAAGGUCUAAUUCUAGGUGAAUCUGCUGUAUAUUUUUCAUCCUGUGUGUCCAAAAAUAGGAAAUUUGAUUACUGUAAUUCAGGUGAUGUUUUACACCUGGGAAGAAGACAGAAUUUCUCAAACAUUGGCAUUGCAAAUCAGAAAUGACAUGUGCCCUAAUAUAAAGCAGCUUAGGAUUUUUAUUUUCAUCCGGCUUUCAGGCUUUUUGCUGCCAUAUCUUGUAUGUAGAUGCUUUUGUAAACAUGCACUUGAGUUGAACUAUGAGAUGUGCUUAUAAAUAUGUGUAUAUUUUGUUAGGCUUUUUUUUGCCUACAUUAGCUUGAUAUUUUUAUUAUUACCCUAAAAAUACUUCUCCUAUAUAGUUAUGAACUUGGCAGAAGUGGAGCUGUUGUAGUAAAGGUAGUUAACAUCACAACUAAGCAACCCUGAAAUAUAUGCUGCAGUAAUGUGUUUUCAGUUUGUUUUUGAUAAUUUAUGCUCCAAGUUGGUUUGUAUUUUAUUAUUAUUAUUAUUAUUGUUGUUAUGAAACAAGCUUGUUUGAAAUGUAUUGACUGCUGUUUUGAAAUAGGGGAUAAAGUUUUUUUAAUGUAUGUGCAAGAACGUUUUUAUAAUAUGAUUUGUCAAACACUGGACUGGAGCGAGUUUUCCAACAUUUCCAAGUUGAGAGAUGUAUUUGACAGACAUAACUGCACAGACGACACCCGUUAGCACAGAUGUGAGCUGACAGACGAAGCACAUCCCCCCAGCUGUACAGGGGGAGGGUGACUAACAUGGCCACCACCCUCCCAUUCAAAACAGGAGUCAUUUAGAUGUAAGAAAUUAAGACAUUUCCUUUGUGCUGGUUAAUGGCAUUCAUUGGGUGAUGGGUUCCAUAUAAUAGAAAAUAUUUAUUAGGGUUCUCCUUCCAAAUUGUUGCAUGGCAUCGACUGAUGACAGAUUUUUUUUUUUUCUUUUCUUUUCUGAAGAAGAAAGAGUGCUCUCUUAAAUAUUCAGAAAAAAUUGUAAAGGGACACCACUUGACAGCUAUCUAGUUCUCAAAUUCACCUGGUAUGUUCUUGCUAUGGUAGAGCAGAUAUGACAGUUGAGUCUCAUUACACCAACCACCACUUCUCAAACCAGAAAAGAGAUUUGCACUAGACUUAUUUUGGUCUUCUUCUAUCAAAAGCAAUAUAAUUCACUCAACACAUUUUUGAACCAUAAUAUCUGACGGUUGUCUGCCCACAGUGGGAAUGCUGAGUAAAUGGUGAUAUUUGACAAGUAUUCAUCUGUUUUUGUAUUCAAAGGUACAGAAUUGGUCGCCUUUUUUAAUGCACACGACGUCCACAUAUUGUUGUCCGUUUUCUUUUUUUGUUUUUUUUUUGUUUUUUUUGUCACCCAGCAGUACCCUGAGUAUAAGUGUCCAGAUUUGAGGGGCAUUAAAACUGUUGUUUCCUCCUGUGAUUGUUUUGGACAAAUCAAGCAGCUCUUAUAGAUCUGAGGUUAGGAACGGGAUGUAUGAGGGAAGGAAUCAUUUCCCAUGAGUCAACUACUGUCGAUUGUCUUCAUCACACAGCCACCGACCACACAUUUAAAGAUAAACACAAAUACCAAAAGAUAAACCCAGCUGUCCACUGUCGUGCACACCUUUCCCUUAAAAACACUCGUCUUAUAUCUCUGCAUAUUUGGUCACGCUGAGUGCUUUUUAUCUGGGGUGUUAAAAGAAAAAUGCUUUAAAGUAAAACAAUAAUGAAAUACUUCUUUGAGGAAAAAAAAAAAUUCCAAAUGCACCUUUUUGUCAUUUGAACAAAACAUCAUUGGCAACGUAUGUAGAGAAUCUGUGUCCACCAAAGUGUACAUUCAUACUUCAUCCUUUUUCAACAAGGUCAUUCACAACAGCAUCGAUUAUUGACCUUAACGUUGUUAUUUUGUUGAUGGAUAAGUGUAAAUUUUUCAAUAAUUCACAAACAGCAAAACUUCACCAUUUUAUCUGGAUGUAGUAGCUUUCCUGUUUUCACCGCUUUGUGGUGUUGUUGAAAGAUGUUGCGGUUUGUCUAAAUAUGUUGCGUGUUAGAGGAAGCAUAAGUAUGUGCCUUCUUGUAAUCUCCUUGGUGAGCUUGUUAAUAUUGAGAAGCUGAAGCCAGCCAAUUGUGUUUGCACUAAAACCAAAUUGCUUUUGUGAUGUAGACUAUUUAAGCAAGCUUGUUGCGUCACUUUAACCGUACAGUAUGCAUGAGGGUGAAAUUGGUAAGUCUAGGGCUAGAGCUCUCAUCUGUUGACCUGUAAACCAGUGCAGCUUAGAGGAUCUUGUGAAUAUAUCUUGGCUUAGUUUCGCAUUCAGUUUUCUAUUCCAUCUCCUUACUCAUCAAGUUUGUCACGAUUUCAACAGUUAAAAAAAAUAAAAAUAAAAAUAGAAAAAAAAAAAAGCAAAUAACACAUACCAUAAAUACAAUACAGCUUUUACUUUCACAUGCCACAGUUAGAGAGUUACACAACUGCAGUAGAGAUAUCCAUUUCUCUGAAUCCAUGGGAAUGCAUGAGUAUACGAGGUCGCCUCAAGACUAUUGGUCAAAUUCAUUUAGGUUGUUUUUGAGAACUUGUAUUUAUUACAUAUUUUGUUGACAUCUGAGAAAGGCCUACAUGCUUUGAGUCUUACAAAUGCACCUUAUUCAUGUCAGUCCAUGUGGGAAAAAAAAAAAAAAAAAAAAAGGCUGGCAACGUAAUAUCUGAUUUAGCACCUUACUACACAGCAUGUUUUCACUUUAUGCCAGUUUAACUAUUCUUCCAUAUGUAUGAUUUCAAAAGUAAAUCUCAUAUUUUGUGAAAUUGUUUCAUGGGAUGUGCCAAAGUUUGGAGGCGAUCUCCCAAGUGUUUAUGCUUAUCAUUUUCUUUUCCUCCUCCUUCAGUUAUAGCAAUGGUAUGUUUCCUAUAACAGUGUGUGGAAUCAAUUUAUCUCAGCAAACAGUAUCAUUACUUGCCAUUUUACAAUAAGCCCUGUAUUUCACAUAUAUUUACCAGUGAUGUGUAUUUGUUAUUAUAAAGAAAAUAGCCGUAAAAGCUUCAUUAUGUUACAUAAUAUUGUGACUUUUUUCGAAAAACUGUGAAGACUUAUCUUGCAUAUACUUUAUACAGAAGUAUUAAGCCUUAAUACAAAAGACUAAAAAAAGUGUGGAAGAAUAAACUGAUUGUUGCUAAGUAAGGAUGAUUUUUGUAAAUGUUACCAGCACUUUUUUUGUAAUUUUCACUCUCUGAGGUAUUGUACAAGUUCAAGCUGUUUGUGAAGUUUGAUUAUGAAGGAAUAAAAACUAGUACUUUCCUGUACUUCACAGAAA
This is a messenger RNA of Seriola aureovittata, 14202 nucleotides long. RefSeq names its product zinc finger and BTB domain containing 20 (gene zbtb20). NCBI's taxonomy places the organism in Eukaryota, Metazoa, Chordata, Actinopteri, Carangiformes, Carangidae. The coding region runs from base 409 to 2451 and encodes 680 amino acids. Gene Ontology annotation, molecular function: protein binding. The transcript is spliced from 4 exons. The record is from RefSeq and is a predicted model, not a curated record. Gene Ontology annotation, biological process: regulation of cytokine production; regulation of immune system process; negative regulation of transcription by RNA polymerase II.